This is a messenger RNA of Vespula vulgaris, 8127 nucleotides long. RefSeq names its product cadherin-89D (gene Cad89D). Gene Ontology annotation, cellular component: plasma membrane. The transcript is spliced from 22 exons. The record is from RefSeq and is a predicted model, not a curated record. NCBI's taxonomy places the organism in Eukaryota, Metazoa, Arthropoda, Insecta, Hymenoptera, Vespidae. The coding region runs from base 135 to 6170 and encodes 2011 amino acids. Gene Ontology annotation, biological process: homophilic cell-cell adhesion. Gene Ontology annotation, molecular function: calcium ion binding.
AAGGACGAUCGCUUCUUGUUUUACACCAAGUUCGAGUAUCAUCGUCUACCUGGUUUAGUUCCUACUACUCUGUGUUUUACAAGGGAUGUUCGAAAGAACGACUUGAGGAGUCAGUUAGCGAAAGAGGAGAGAAUAUGUCGUCGAGAAGAAGAACAAGUUGGUCCACCUUGUCCUCAUCAUCGUCAUCGUCAUCGUCAUCGUCAUCGUCAUCGUCAUCGUCAUCGUCAUCAUCAUCAUUAUUAUCGUCAUCGGCGUCGUCGACGUCAUCGUCGUCGUUGUCAUCGUGGAUCAUUUUUUUAUUAUUGGUCCUCUUCGUAAGACUCGAGCACGUGGCAGGAUGUCAAUUUUAUCCGAUCGGAGAAUAUUUGAAGUUCGUCAGAGUCCCAGAAAACCUUCGUGAAGGAUCGGAGAUAUUAUCUUUGGAAGCACAUCCUAGAAAUCGUCUUACUAUUAUUCCAGUAGACAAGGAAGAGGACAGUCGUUUCUUUUCAUACAAAGAUGUGAAUGGGACUCACGUUUCGGUGACGUUGGCACACUCAUUGGAGGAUCUAGUAGAUGCGGAAUCACCUAGAAAUCUGUUAAAGUUCCGGGUCAUCUGUGAUUAUACCGAUGGCAGGGACACCUUGGUAUCAUCGCAUUUAUCGGUCACCGUAUAUAUCGAGGAUAUUAAUGAUCAUGCACCAGAAUUUAUCGAUGCUCCUUAUCAUGUGACAGUGGACGAGCUUACAUCGACCGGUGUGACGAUAUUCCGUGGGAUUCAUGCGACCGACGGGGACAAACCUAAUACACCGAAUAGCGAUAUUCAUUAUGCGAUAGUGAAAGGAAACGAACAGGGAAAAUUUUCUCUUGAAUCUGGACACAGAACAGCGUUGAUACUACGUAAACCAUUGGAUUACGAUAAUGGCGAUCGCGAGUACACGCUCGUGAUCACCGCUACUGAUCGUGGUGUACCACCGAAGAGUAAUAAAACAACGGUUAGGAUAACCGUACUGGAUAACGACGAUCUCGAUCCAAAAUUUACACGGGACGUGUACAAAACGAAAAUAUACGAGUUUUAUCCAAUGCCGGAUCGGCCAAUUUUCACGGAAAUAAACUUCACGACGGCGAUUCACGCGGUGGAUCGUGAUCACGACAUCAACGUCUCUAUAAGAUAUGACAUAAUAUCAGGAAACGAAGGUGGUUACUUUCAUUUGGACCCGAGGAAUGGCUCGCUUUACUUGAAACGUCCGAUCGAUCUUGACAAAGAACGUAAUUUACCUAAUAACACGUUCGCCCUUCAAAUUCAUGCCUCGCAAAUCGACAAUCCUUUGAAGAUGGCAAUGGCAAGGGUAGAAAUAGAGGUGUUGGAUUUGAACGACAAUCUACCGGAAUUCGAGGUCGACUUAUACAACAUCAGCAUAGUUGAAAAUUUACCGAACGGUUUCAGCGUAUUACAGGUUAUAGCGCGUGACAAGGAUCAAGGAUUGAACGGUGAAUUUGAUUUUCGUUUGUACGAUCCAUCGGGUGCGUUCUCGAUAGAUCCAAGAACGGGUUGGUUAACGGUCAAGGAUCAAAACGUUUUGGAUCGAGAAACUAGAGACCGUUUGAGAAUGAAAGUAUACGCUAUUGAGAAGAGACCAAGCGUUGUUUUCGUCAAUGGAGAAAGGUCUAAUGGUUCGUCGGUAGAUAUUCACGUUAGUUUGUUAGACGCAAAUGAUAAUAAUCCGAUCUUCGUGCCUGGAAAUCUUUACGAGUUAGUAGCAAGAGCGGACUCUAAGAUCGGUACUGUACUAGGACAGGUACAUGCGAUCGACGAUGAUCUAGGAACGAAUGGCCAAGUCAAAUAUACUUUACAAAAGCCAGGAAAUUCUAGUACACGUGUCCCACCGUUCCUGGUUGACGAGAAUACUGGAGUUAUUACGCUCGCGGAAACCCCGAUCAUCGAAGGAAGACACGCGAUCUUCGUCGAGGCUGCGGAUCAACCAGCGAAUCCGAGUGAAAGGCGAUUCUCAUUGGCGGUCGUUACAGUGGAUGUUUUCCGUCCUGACGGACCGGAUACUUGGGAACCUGAUUUUGUUGGAGCACCCUACGAGUUUUGGGUUGGUGCCAAUGUACCCGUCGGUACCAGCGUUGGUCAAAUUCGUAUUAACGAUGCUGUUAAGACGAGCGAUCUUAUCUACGAUCUUCUUCAUAGUUAUCAGGAAGGAGUUCCCUUCGCUGUAGAGGAACGAUCAGGAACGAUAACGGUCGUGGACGAAAUCGAACGAUACGAACGUUCGACUUACGACUUCGAAGGUGUUGUAACAGACGAAAGGGAUUUCACACUAAUCACGAACGUAUCGAUUCAUGUGGUCGAUCCUAACGACGAGAAAGGUGCCUUAACAAAGGGAGCGACGACAGCACCUCUCGUUUUUCACGUUAAAGAAAAUGUUCCGGGCACGUACAUAGGGUCUGUGUUAUCAGAUAAUGGUACAACUUCCGCGUCCUCUGCUACGAGUUUUCUUAUCGUCAAUCAACAGGACGUGCCUGACAUAAGUAUCACGAAGGACGGUGCCCUUUACGCACCCAAUGGGUUUGAUCGAGAGACUCGACAGAAUUAUAGUAUUACUGUGAUAGCCGAAGGUUCUAAAGGGCUUCGUGUCAUUCAAAUAAGAGUAAUCGUCGACGAUGAGAAUGAUCACCCACCAGUUUUUAGCUCGUCUUCUUACGAAGGACGAAUAUUGGAAAACAGUCCCCAUGGAACGGAAGUCGUCAUGGUCAAUCCUAUCGCUGCUACCGACAAAGACGAGGGUAUUAACCAAGAGUUUAUUUUCAGUUUGACCGGGGAAGGUUGUUCCCUAUUCAGAAUCGAUCCUAGGAAUGCUCGAGUGUUCUUUGAGGGUAGCAAAGAGGAGAGUUUGAAUCGAGAGGAAGGAGCAAUCUAUGAUCUUCAAGUGGUCGCCGAGGAUGGGGGUGGUCUGAGAUCAACAGCACGUUUGAAAAUCAUAGUGGAAGAUACGAACGAUAAUCAACCGAAAUUUAUUCGUAUGAUCGUCUUACCCGAUCAAGGGGUUAAGGUAUCGAAUCAACCGGACGAAGAAUCAACCGCAACUGGUACGAAUAAAAUCGAUGAUUCAACGACGAUCAACGGAAGAAACGAAACGAAACGAGCGAACGAACGGAAAUCACCGUUACUAUUGGUACCAGAGAACGUGACAAUAGGUACACCUAUAAUACGAUUGUUGGCAGAGGACAAAGACGAAGGAAUUAACGCUGAGAUCAGUUAUAGUAUACAAAACGAGACGAUAUCUGGAGGGAAUUUAAGCAUGAUCGAACAAUCGAAACAGGAUUCGAUAGGUCGAAGAUAUUUUUUGUUGGACUCAAGAACCGCAGAAAUUUCUGUUGCUCGUUCUCUCCCAUCCGAAAGGAACGUACGUUUAAUAGUUGUUGCUAAGGACGGUGGUGGUCUUUCUGAUAACAUCACUAUCAGAAUACACGUAGUGGAUGUAAACGAUCAUCCACCUGUCUUUGAUCAAUCCUGGUAUACCUUUGACCUUGCCGAAGGUAUUUACAUGGCUCACACUAUUGGUACGGUCCGUGCUGUGGACAAUGAUUUUGGUGUCAAUGCUAAUGUUAAUUACGAGAUAAUAUCUGGGGGAAUGGACGAAGAGAAUGAUAACGAUAAUUCAACGUGGAUAUUCGACGUUGGUCCACGUAACGGUGUCUUAAGGAUAAAUGGAAAACUCGAUAGAGAAAGGAAACCAGUUCACCGUUUGGUUCUACUUGCUCGCGACGACGGUUCGCCAGUUUUGAGUUCAACCGUUGAGAUUGAAGUGAACGUUUUGGACGUGAACGAUAAUUCCCCGAGUUUUUAUAAUUACGACGAAUUAGAGAAUGAUGAUCGCGGAAUACCAAUACCGGUCUAUCGUACGUCGAUAUUUGAAAACAGUCCGGUCGGUACUUUCGUAGGGAAGGUUUAUGCGAACGACAGCGACUUCGCAGGGAAUGGAAACGGAUUGAUAUUAUUCGAUCUGGUUAGUCCAGGCCACGAAGAGAAGCAAUACUUCACGAUAGACAGUAAAGAGGGCUCCAUAACAACGAUUUCCAAUCUCGAUUACGAGAAGAUAAAGAGUCAUCGAUUGAUAGUUACUGCGAGUGACCUGGGUUCUCCAGUUAGCAUGACAUCUACAGCUGUGGUGACUGUGGAGAUCAUUAACGUAGAUGACGGCGAUGAUAAAGACAACAACAACAACAACAACAACAACAGUAAAACCGACGACAAGAACGAUGACGACGAGGAACAAGAAAAGAACGAUCAGGAUGAAUCUUUUAACGAGGUCCAAAAGAUCCCAACGUUCAGGCAUCGAUAUUACGAGGUCGAGGUCGAGGAAAAUACAGUCCCACCAAUUUGGAUCGUUGAAUUGGAUUUAGCUGAUGGUUAUCAAAGCGAUCACAUACGGUACAGCAUCGUUGCAGAUGGCACGGAUGCCAGAGAUCACUUUUCUAUCGACUCGAAGAACGGCUCGUUGUAUCUGAUUACGAACGUCGACAGGGAAAUGAGAGAUCGGUAUGAGGCUAAGGUCAGGGUCGAUAGGGUAAAGCUCGGUCGUGGGAUGCCCGUGAUGAUCUAUCCGGUCGUUGGUGAGAGGCUCAAUGGUCUCGCGCCCAACGAGGCCAGGGUCGUCGUCAGGAUCAAGGACACCAACGACAAUGCGCCGAGAUUUAAGUCAAAGGGAAGACCCAUCCUCGCUGCUAUACCCACAACUGCCCACUACGGUUACGAGGUCGUUAAAGUAGAGGCGGAUGAUCCGGACGAUGGUAUAAACGGUGAGAUACGUUAUCAAAUUCUUGGACGAGAAGAUGCACCGAGAUUCGCCAUUGACCCAUUGAGCGGUCAAGUUCGUUCUGUGGCCAGUUUUACUCGUGACGCUGGUCGCGUCUUUGGCUUCGACGUCAAGGCCACGGAUAGACGGGGCGCCGAGAAUGGACGUAGCGGUAUUGCCAAUGUUUUUGUUUACGUACUUGACGAUCAAAAACAAGUGGUCAUGGUUGUCGGACAAAAACCUAUCGAUAUCGAACCGCAUUUGGAUAAUUUUACUGCAACUCUGCACAAUAUAACGGGCCUCGACGUACGUGUCAGGAAGCUUGAGCCGCAUAUUGAAAAGAACCUGAUCGACACCACUUCUACCGACGUCUACCUCUACGCUAUUGAUCCACAUCUGAAUGUAAUGAUCGACAUGGAUACAUUGCAUAACAUUUUUCAUAAUAAGAAGAUGGACAUAAAACGUGAAUUGGACGAGUAUCAUGUACUCGAGAUCGCUGGUAAUGCACCAAGAAGAAAUCAUCGUUACAUGCUUUCCACAUUGGAAGUUGGUGUGGUCGUACUUGGAUGUGUCGUCUUCGUUGGUGCUCUAAUAACAGCAAUCUGCGUCACCUGCGUUCGUAGGAACAAACGCCGUAGACGCCGGGAGAAGGCCAUGUUCUCCAGCGGUGGUCCACUUGGCUUUGCUUUGGCAGACUCGACAUUGCAGAAACCACCGCUAUUUCCAACCUUCGUCGAUGGCCUUCGUUACGACCCAGAACCCUUUUGUACUGAAAUGCCGAGGCGACAGAGUAUCUGCGAUCAUGGACCUGGCUGCGUACGCUUUCACACGAUGGGUGGAAGUAGUGGAAAACAUGGUGUGAGGACGACAGGUAAUACGAAAGGACUCGAGGCAUCUGCAACGUCCUUGCAUUCCAGUGGCCAGGACUCUGGAAUCGUAGCACGAGCCUCUUGUCACUGCAGUCACUCCUCGAGUCCUUCCAGCGGUGAAAGUAGCAAUGGUUACGAAGAUUCGUUGAAAUCGUUGCAACGUCGUGAAAGAAGCAACGACCUGUCGCGCGGUAGUCACGAAACAUCAAGCGUCGUUGGUAGAAGAGCGAAUCAAGCGAUGACGAGAAGACGACAACGUUUCAAUUCCUUCAGCAAUCUCGAAUCUAUGUAUUCGCACGAGAUGACUUUGCAAAGGGAUCAACGUUGUUGCGUUACCGAGAAAAGACGGAAGAACGAUGGCCGUGGACACGAGCAUAGGAGAGCGCAUUCCGAGGCUGAAAACAACAUCACUGAAACUGUGAUCCACGAGCAUCCUGGUAUGGAACUACCAUUAGCGAGCUCUUUACCAAAUGCCUCGAGUUUGCACAGUGCAACGAGAACCAGCCAUAUGUUGUAUUAGAAGUCCCUGCGGUUUUUCACGACGAUUAGGCGAACCUGCGAUGGAAGAGGAAGAGGAAGAGGGGAGAAAUAACGGUAGUUGAAGAGUACGAUCACGUUCCUCCUUGUAUUCUCUGUCUCUCUCUGUCUCUCUCUCUUUUCCCCUUCCUCUUCUGUCUCUCUCUCUCUCCCUCUUCCUGUCUUGUUCGCCAACACGCGGAGUUUCCAACUGCAACGGGUCAUAAUGCUAAUUCGAAUGGAAUCUUCACGAGCGAUAUGCCGUUAGGUAAUGCAAGUAGUAUUGCGAGUUAAGUGAGAAUAUUUAAACGUGAAUAGUAUUUGUAAAGUCCGAGUGACAAGGAAAAGCACGAUUCUAAACGUCAGAAUAUUGCUAGUAGCGUUAAUUAUUAUUAUUAUUAUUAUUAUUAUUAUUAUUAUUGUUAUUAUAUAUUAUUUUUUUCGUAACUCUAUACCGAGAAUAUUUUUUAAACAUAAGUAUUCACAUGUAUAUACAUACAUACAUGCAUACAUACAUACAUAUAUACGUAUCUAUAUAUAUAUAUAUAUGUAUGUAUGUAUGUACAUAUAUAUAUAGAUGGAUAGAUAGAUAGAUACACACACACACACACACAUACACACUUGCAUAUAUAUAUCUAUAUAGAUUAGACGUCGUGUCAUUUUCGUUGCCAAAGUAACUCGUACGUCGGGAUUCGAGAACCAGCUUGUUGUUCUCCAUUUUAGAUUUUCUCAUCGUUUUUCUUUUCUGUAUAUAAGAGAUAGGAUACCACUACGGUGCACGAUUUUUAUCGUUCCUCUACAAGUGGCCUUCAUCGAUCUUAUUAGCACGGUGAGCAUUUACGAUUCGAUUUUUACUCUUAACCUCUUUUUUACGGUCCAUUUUCUCUUCCAUUGGUUUUCCUUCGGGGGAGGAGAAGGAGGAGGAGGAGGAUGAAGGAAAAAAAGAAUAAAAAAAAAGAAGGAAAAAGAAAUAUUAAGCCGACGAGUUUCAUUUUUAUCGACUAAUCCGAUAUAGUUUAUCUCUUCGUGUACGCUCAACGUGUUAAAUAGUCUAGAAAACUAGAAUCGUAGAAUGACUUGUUAAUGUUAAUUUAUCCUGUAGAUAUGUAUAAUGUAUAAUGUAUAAUGUAUAAUGUAUAAUGUAUAAUGUAUAAUGUAAAUUUAUAAUUUAUGUAAAUUUCCCUUGUAAAACACAUUUGUUGUAAAUUAGUAGGUAAAUCAGUUAUGUGAUUACUAACGUAUAUUUUUAUUAUUAAUUCGCAUGGAUGAGAGUGAUCCGCGAAAGAUUCUCGAUCCAAGUCAACGAAGGGUACCUUGAUAAAACGAUACGUGUAAAUUUUACACGUGUUACACUUGUAAAAUUAAAUUACAAUAGAUCCAUUUAUAAAGAUUCUAUUCGUUCGUUUAGAAUAAUAAGUAUUGAUGAAUAAAUUUUUUUUUUCUUUUCUUUUCUUUUUUUUUUUCAAAUCAAGCAUAAUUAAUCGGGCAUAACGUUCUCGUUGUUAAUUACAUCAUCAUGCAAGGUCACCUUUAUCAUAGCAAUUUCUCGUGGCCUUGAUCUGAUCAAAGAAUGUCUUUCAACGCGAUCAAAUCAGCGUGGGUGUUUUAAUUACGGCAGGACGAAUCUCAUGUAAGGAAAUUCUUGCGCUUCUGUCAUAUCUAUCGGUCAAUGCCGAUCUAUAGUAAGGUGCAUAGUCUAUCGAAUUAUUCGGAGGGAGGGGGAAGGGCUAGGGGAUGAAGGUGUAUUAAUGAGAAAAUGCACGUUAAAGACAAAAGGAUCUAUAAAGGAAGGGGGUGCUAUAGAUUGUGUCAGAUAGGAACGAGUGAGUGAGAGAGAGAGAGAGAGAGAGAGAGAGAGAAUGCUUGAAAAAAAAGGGAAGAAUAAAUAAAUAAGUAAAAAAUAAGUAAAAUAAAAGAUUCGUAGUAAUUUCCAAUAAAAAAAAGUGAUAUAGGAAAUGAAU